CCUCCUCUAUCUGCCGAGCCCCGCGCUGGUGCGCCCCGCAAUUUGCGUUCUGUGGGACCGCCACUACUGCGGACUAUAACAACGUCGCCUAUUCACAGUGUCCGCCCACGCAUCAAAGGCGAGCAGGAGGCAAGCUGACCUGGAGAAGAAGAGGUGCGCCCCUUCGUAGUGCCGAAAGCGGAUCUCCAUCUGUGCGCUGUUGUGCGGAAUAUGUGUCGACUUCGCCCGGAUUGUGCGCAGCGCGGGAUUUGAUGAGCUGCGCGUCUGUUUCGCGUGACAACACCGCUGUGUCGUUCGCGUCAAGUGCAUCUCCGUCCUCUUCUCGCUACUGGCCUCGGCGUCUGUGAUUUUCGGUCGCGAUGUCGGUGUUCGGAGAAAAGGCCUAGCGGGUGCCAUGAGAGGCGAGCGCUGUUGCGCCAGCGGAGUGGAGAAGAAGCCGGCGGCGGUGGCGGCUCGGCUUGCGUUCAACGCUAAGCCGCUGCCGGCGAACGACAACGCCGGAUUGCCGCCGGUGCUUGGCACCGGUUUCAUUGGUAGAGCAGGCGCCCUGUCAGGCAUGAUGGAGGCUGCCCUGGCUCAGCAGCAGCAACAGUAUGACCUGUCGCAGCUAAACUACACAAACAACAACAGCAGCAGCCUCGGGGCACUAAGACGGCCCCAGAAGGAUGCACCAGCCAGCACCACGUCCUCGUGCACGGACUCUGUGCUGCUGCAGGAUGGGGGAGAUGAGCUGCAGUGGUGUGCCGACUAUCCUUUCAACAGAGAAUUCCAGAGGCAUCUAUGUUCCUCAUCGCUCACAUCAUCGGGUCGGCUAAUGCGGCGCAGCAUAUUGUCCGUGUCCGGGGAUGCUGCUUGCGUGAUAGGUGAUGAUGGCGGGGGCCUCGGUGGUGUGGAUCUCUCGUAUGAGGACCUGUCUAAAAACUUUGAUGCCAACCUGGCUGAGAUCGACAUGGAGACCUUCAGGUCGGAGGACAUUCACGCCAUCCUCACACUUCCUGCCCUGUACGGAGGGGACUUCCAGUCGGCCAGCCGAGGAGAGCAGUGUGCCUCGGUGUCCGGCUCGUUUCUGGAGGCUCUGCCUCUAGAUGCCUCGUCUGUGCACGCAAAAACGGCGAGCAGCUCGGGGCACGACGAGGACUCUGGCGAGAUGUCCAUCUGUCGGGACGAACCACUCUUCUCGCCCGUCAAGGAGUGUGGGCCCCCGUUGACGAGCGGACGGGUCGGUGGUGUCAGUGGGGGUGCCCUCUCCACGGACAGCCUCGACUGCAGCUCGUUCGAGGAGCACGACCUUGUGCUGACGUGCCAGGCCAAUAAGGACAACUACACGAUCGCCUUCCAGCAGAGCGGGACACACUUCUCCGACGACCUAUCGGAAGGCAGCGUUCCCUCGGACCAGCAGAGCCACCACAGCGGCAGUGCUGUCAGUGCUACGCAGCCCGCGAGUGGUGGUCCUGGGUCCAUGGCACGGUCCGAGCUGUCCUUCACCACCUGGCACAGGCUAAGGUCGUCAGGCAUUCGUCUCAAGCCGGAUUCGGACACCGGGAAGAGCCAGAGCCUCCCCAACCUUCUGCGACGGUCGGCAGCCGUGGCAGGGCGCAUGGAUGUGGCUGGCAGCUGCCUGCCGCUCUACACGCUACAGGCAUCCACACAUGGUGCAAUCGAUCCACCCGAUGCCCGGUCGGUGUCCCUGUUGCGCCUCUUCAUGCGAAGCAAGGCUGGCAGUGGAGGGUCUCUCUCCAGCAGCCGCUCCGAAAAUUCGGAUUCCGUGACCACACCACGGGAUGGUGCCACUGCUUACCAACUGCAGUCGUCCAGUGAGGACUCCAGCGGGUCCAUGGACUCCAAGAGCGACAGCAGCGAGGACCCGCCUCCUCCACCAAAGUCCGUGGAACCGCUGGUGCGAAAAGUGCUGCGGGCCAGCACAAACGUUGUGGGCAGGGAGGCCAAUAACAACAACGUGGAACCCACGGCUGCCAACGACAAUGAACGGCUGAGGAUGGCGACGUCAGAGAGCGAGGAGGAGACGUCGCAGUGCUUCGAGGACAGUCUGGUGGAAGCGGUGCAGGCACGCAUGAAGCCUGCCAAUGCAAGGAGCCCUAUCCACGAGGAAGAAGAACCAUUCGAGUCCAGUGGGGACGAGACGAUGAAGGAUAGCCGCGACCUGCUAAGUAGUGGCGGGGGCACGUCUUCGGACAAUGCAGGAGUCAUUGAGCGGCGCAACAACGAUGUGAAUUCUUCGUUACGCUGUGCCAAGAGCGGAGCACUGCUCGGUGGUCCUCUGGGAAAAGAGAGAAUAAAGAAUGUUUUCACGACAGUGAAUAAAAACAGUAAUGCUGUGGCUGCAGAGUUGGACGAUCGGCAGUCUAGUCGCAGCACGCAGACCAAGCGCUUUAACUGUAAUGAUGGCUCGGGAUCCGGUUCUACGAGGAAAGUGUCUGACAGCAGUGGAAGUGGAGAGGAAGGCCGAAACGCACGCUCUUCAAGUCUCCUCUCGAGCGGUUACGUGAGCCGUCAAAACUCUGUCGACCAGAUUCACAGGCAGACGUUCCUUCUUAGUGCCGGUGGAAACAGGCGAAAGCAGCCGCCCACGGCCAUAGCUCGAAUGAGGCACUCGAGCACACAAGUGCCGGUGCACAUACGGGACCGUGGCAUUCAGACCAGCGUGGAGGGGGCUGUAUCAGAGAACUCGAACUGGCUGUACACUGUUGAUGAUACGUCGGCAGCAGUGUCCGGACAGCGAAGCUUCAACUUGACAUUGCGCCCACAAGAAGCCAUCUUGAAACAGGAUGGGGAGCAAAAGAGAUCUAUUUAUGUCUGCUAUCCAAACUACUCACUUCCAGAUCUCAGUUUUCUGAAGGAACUGGCUGCAGCCGAAGACAAGCCUGACCUGGUGUUCCGCCCCACCCAGCACAAAAUGCCGCAGCCCGGUGCAUCGGAAGCAGCUGCCGAAGGUGCCACGGCGUCUGCGCAGGUGCCGCCCAACGAGUCACCCGUGCUGCAUAGGCGUACUCACAGCAGCGAACCACACUGGCGGCGUCCUAAAUCAUGCAAUGACUUUGAGGACCUCUCCCGACGCAAUCUGAGUCACAUUCAGGACUGGGACUCGUUGAGUGUGCUACUGCCUGCCGAAGUUAAGGCCAUGGUAUCACACUUCCGCCAUGCUUCUCCUUCCUCAAAUCUUGCGUCGGAACAACAACGGGGGAUCCUGCGCAAGCUCUCAGAUGAGGCCAACAGUCGGCCGAGGAGCCAGUGUGACACCCUCACUGCGGACGUCGACAGGAUCUCUGCGGGCGGCUCUGCCGAAUUUGGCAACCGGCGGCACUCGCUGCAAGACUACCGGCGCCUCCUCAAGGGCCUUCCCGACAUGGAUGGCCUACUUCCUCCCUGUCCGAACCUGGCCUGCAGUGGAGGUUUGCAGCGCGACUCCUCGCUGCCCCUGUCCCGGACCAACUCGGAAGGGUCGUGGCGACGUGCUGGAGGCCGGAAUGCGAGGCGCUCCAUGCCACUGGCGGCUACGUGUUCGUCUUGUCGUGCCAAGAAGGCCGUGAGCUUCAGUGAGGACCUCAACAUUCAUGCAAAUGAUGUGCGGCCCUUGCGGGGAGCCUUCUGCAAGUGCACAUGCGGCUCAAGUCCUACGGCAAACUACGGUUCUCUGGAGAGGCCAUCAAGGAAGAUGACGCUAUUGUUUGGUGGCAGCCAGGAUGACCAACAUGCACCCCAUGAGUUUACCUUGUCGCCCAAAGGUCUUUCCCCAUCGUGGGGCAUGUCACCUUUGUCCAGGAGUCAGCGGGAGCUUGUUGAGCAGAAAAAGGGGCUAUUGGACAACACAAUGCGGUCUAUAAAGCAGGUCCUCGACUGCUACAGCACGGAAAAGGAAUCCCAGCCUGCUGUGGGUGGCGGGCCCGAACCGUGCCUAUCCGAAGGCAGUGCCUGUGGCCGUCUGGCAAUCGAGUUCCUAGUACCCGCGCUUCGAGAACUGCUGUCUGACGGACUGCUGCCACACGUCCGGGGCGUGUUUGGUCGCCUACCCAACUCACUGUGGCACCUGGCUCACUCCCUUAGCCAAGCCAAGGAGGGACGAAAAGAAGUCCAAGAACUUGUAGAGUACAUCGAGCAGGCCGACACUGCUUUCCACGGUGACGGGGAGAAAUUUGGUGCCUGUUUGCUUGGUCUCUUAAACCUGGGCUGCCUGGACACCUGGUUCUUGACGCUGCUGUCUAGCCCGCAGAUACUGCAGAAGCACUACCAGACGUCUGCUGCUUUUGUGCCACUUCUCUCGCAUCCCAGCUUGUUCUUCCUGCGCGAAGAGCUUGCCUGCAGCUUGCGCUCCCUCUCCGAGCUUCCCUUUGGCUUCAGCCUGAGCUUCGCCCUCGGCGGCGAAGCGCAGAGUCUGAAGAAUGCCAAGCCCGCUUCCCGCAAGUCUCCCGGCGGCCUCAAGAGCCCCCCCAGUGUCGACUCCCCGUGCACCCCUAGUGACGAGAACGGCACCUACGACGAGAGUGACGACCUUCGCACUGUCACCUGCCAGAGCUUGGUGGACUCGUCUUCGCUGGAAGAGACCCUGGACAACUCGUCACGCGUCCUUGAACUACAGAAGAAGCUUAAAGGCGGCGCCGCAGUGGCCAGCAGUGGUCUGGGAGGGACCAAGGCCAUCUACCCUGCAAUGCAGAAGGUGCAAGGAAGUGCAGAGGAGAUGCAACGUUUCCGCCAGCUGCGUAAUCACUGGGAGCAGAUGUCCCAUGCGUCACCUAGUUCGGCGGAGGCAGCCAGUACCGUCACAGCUGCAUCUUCUGCAAAACCCACUUCUCCAACAAAGCUCCCGUCACCUACAAAGACGAUCCGCAAGCCCACUGUGACGAGUGGUGCAUCUGCGACCAAAAAGAGCGGUGUACCGUCUGCCGACAACCGGCGCCUUGCACCCCGCGGUGCCACCGCUGGCUCCCGGACCCCGAGCCCUAAUAUCUCAGCCGGCAGUGGGCGACCGCAGCAGCAGCGCCGGUCUCUGAUACCAGUGCACCGGGGAUGGAAGAAGCCGGCAGCCCGAGCGACCCCUACCACUGAUGGAGCCAAAUAAACAACGGAGCAGCCACUGAUGAGGCAUCGGUAGGGCCUGGCAAGCUCUCCAACUUUCUCAAGGCAGUUUUACACAGGCCCUCUUUUCCUUACAAGUUCUACAUCAUCCACCAGUGUGCUAAAGUAGUCCAAGCCCGGUCUCCUUCCUUCAGCUCUGUUAUUGGGCAGUCUGUCUAAUGUCUGUACUGCGUUGACAGUUUCUGUUCUAACCAUUUUAUAAUGUGUUCCCGACCUUACCCUACCUUUUUUUUGUUUUGCUGCAGAAGUGUAACAUGCACUUGUUUUUUGAUGGCUACGUGUGACCCUCGUGUUGUAGUCAAGUUCAUGUGUCGCGUAUGCGGGCCAACAUAUUUAGUUUACAUAGCGUGGCCUUCUCUCUACAUUAGCAUUUGACACAGUUCCAAACAUUCAGUUUUCUCGUACGAUCCUCGACAGGCUUCAGACGUGGUAUGUACAGAUAUUUUUGUGCUUCAGGACUUCCGGAAAACCGGAAAACGUUUUAUUUUUCCGCAUGAUGACACCCUGUGAGGAAAAAAAUGAAGAUAUACAGACACAUACACACCAUAUCUUGGAAGUUGGCACGUGUGGUUGUUGGUGCUGACUCUGCACUCUAUUCAAACAGUGCAUGCGAGGCUGUUGUACUUGAGAUUGCGAGGCAAGGCGUGACUGUGUUGGUCUUCUUUUGUGCAAACGUAUGCGUCGACGCAUUUCUUGUGCGUCAUUUGCGCAUUGUUUUGAGAGACGCACAGUUACUUGGUGUAAUGAGGCAGAAACAAGAAAGGGGGUUAGCACUUACGCAUUAAAUGCACGCUUAGAGUGAGGUUUGUGCCGCAACAUCACAAAAGUCGGGUGAAAAACAAUAGAGAAUGAUACCACCGCAACGGUGCUUUCUUGCAAGAGAACGACGAAUGGAUGUCGGAUGGGCCUAGCCCCUUCAUUGCUUUUGUUUACUUAUUGCCGGCAUUUACAAUACCUUGCUUGCUUGCAUUUUCGUUGGUGUCUUGCGUGCUGUAGUCAUCAGUGUUUCAUCUUUCAAUGUACGCAUUGUCUAGUCAAGAUUGCAGUCACUUCUGUUCGCGUCUGAAGGUGACGCACUCGGUGGCGGUGGACACGCUCGUCCGCUAGUGCGCUCACGCUUUUGAUUCCUGUUGCGUUUGUCACAGUUUAUUGUGCCUCUCAUGUUUUUUUUUGUUUUUUUGUUAUCAUUUUCGGGAAUACAAUAGUGUGUGCAAUGCUCUCAAUGACUGUGCUCGGACCAGCUAGUUGCCAAAUUUUGAGGAAUUAGUAGUUUGUUGCCAAUAAAUAAUUAUACGCUUCAUCGCCUGUUUACUGUAGCUUCGGUUUCACUGUUACGUGAGCCUUCAGUCGAGGGGCACGCGGGGAUCGCUGCGGUUGCAUUGUGGAAAUUCUACAGUGCAGUGUUUCACUUGUGCACAGGAAAUUAGGGGGAUUUGGGUAUUGCAAGCAUAAUAACCUUUUCCUGUCUGCUCAGUCUGCGAUGGAGGUCGCAGCUGUUUCUCCUCGAGUAUUAAUUCACUCGCAUAAGAAAUUGCGUGCUUCUUUCGAAGCUCAUCACUAAUUUAUAAUAAAGCAGCUUUACGGAUUCUCGUUUUGAGGGAUAUUCAUUUUUUUUUCUUUGCUUUAUCGCCUUGUUUUCAAGUUUUCCUCCCAACGUUUUCAUCUUUUUCUGUUAUUUGAGUGUUGCGGUCAUAACCGGUGUUUAACUUGUUGCUCGUUUUUUUAUUCUAGAAUUAAAGUAUCGUUUAGCUCAGAACAGCAUGUCAUGUGCAUACAGUGUCUAGAUGCUAGUGCAUUUGCUAAGGAUUUCACUGGAUGUAUUGUCGUUUUGUACCCAGAACUGCUUGGAAAAGGAGCUUGUGCACUAUUGUCUGUUCUUGCAGAGGUAGUGCUACAUAGCACUGUUUUUGCCGAGUUGGAUAUUGUCUUAGUAAGCACAAUUCGCAACCGUAUGAGGAACGACUGUGGAGAGACAUAACUGUGCCUCAGGUUGUUUCUACUAUUACUAAUGUAGUGUUUUGUUCUUGUGGGCCCCGCCCCCCUCUUUCGAGUCCUCUGUUAUUGAGUUUCCUUUAUUAUAACAGGUUUUACAAUGCUAUAAAUCUGUUAAUUUGUCUUUCGUGAACUCUCUUGACUGAAUGUACCACUACCUGCCGGUGAGGUAGUGUGACACCGGUAUUUUGACUUUGUAUGCGUUCCAGAUUUACUGAGCUUGUUUGUGUUAUUUAUGACUAUAUUUGCAGGGACAUAUCGGUUUUGUUGUGAGAGAGGUACGUGUGAUUUUUUCGUUCCGCGAGUUUUCACAGUGCACGGAAGCUGACGGGGGGCUUGCGUUUUGUAAAUAUGUGGCAGAAUUGUACGUGUGAACAUCAUAAUGCGAGAGUUAGGCUUUGAAUGGGCUUGGGAAACUACAUUCCUAAUUACUAUAAUUUUUUUUUCUCGUGACGUCUGUAGAUGUAGCCGGUUUUCCUGUGCAAUGUAUAUUAAAAGAGAUGACGUGCGCCUCGUACUUGGAGUGGUCACCUGCAAAACUUCCAAGCAUUGUAUGUUAACCAUGUAAAAUACUCUAUAGAUAUAUCAAACAUGUUCCCCUUUCACUUUAUGCCUGAGUUUAGCCUUGUUAAUUGCAAUUCUUUCUGUUGUAACACAGUUUUAGUUAGAAAUUUACCAGCUGUUUGUUGCACAGAUUAUUUUCCUUUGUAACAAAAAGUGCAUAUGAUGAAAUAAAGUGUCAACGGCAUUAAAGAG
Messenger RNA from Rhipicephalus microplus (southern cattle tick), 7839 nucleotides. RefSeq lists its product as uncharacterized. NCBI's taxonomy places the organism in Eukaryota, Metazoa, Arthropoda, Arachnida, Ixodida, Ixodidae. The record is from RefSeq and is a predicted model, not a curated record. Gene Ontology annotation, cellular component: cytoplasmic vesicle.